Messenger RNA from Peronospora belbahrii, 1554 nucleotides. The record is from the annotation of a GenBank genome assembly. Lineage: Eukaryota; Oomycota; Peronosporomycetes; Peronosporales; Peronosporaceae.
AUGCCUGAGACGUCGUCGCCCCCUACCACCCAAUCGGAUGAGACAAUACCGUCACCAAGUAUCGUAGGUAAUACUUUUAUGCGUCAGUAUUACCACUUUCUAGCCAAGGAACCGCAGAGUUUGCAUCGGUUUUAUAAGGCUGAGAGUCGAUGGUGUCAUGGCUUUGGUUCGCAUAUGGAAGAACCUAUUGCUGGUCAACGAGCCAUUAAUGAUCAGAUCUUAAAGCGCGGAUAUGCAGGUGCUCGCGUGGAUUUGGAUGCUGGCUCGAUUGAUUGUCAGAAUUCACUUGGUGACGGUGUGCUUGUACUGGUUACGGGUGUUAUGACGCUACGUAGUAGUCCUGAACCAAAGCCAUUUGUGCAGACGUUUUUCUUGGCUGUGCAGCCGAAAGGAUAUUUUGUAUUGAAUGAUUGUUUACGCUUUUUAGAGCUGUCAGAAGUAUCCAAUGAAGAUAUGGACAAGGAGAAGAAGAGCUUUGUAUCGGAAAAGAACGCAAAGGAUGAGAGACAGACACCUUCUUUAUCUCCAAUAAAGAAGAUGCACAUGGAGGAACAGGAGGAAGUAGAUGGUUCUGUGUCAUCUGAAAAAGCGGCGUCGCCUGUCAAGACCAAGACCACGACAACUACGUCUACGAUUAACAUGAAAGUAAGGAAAGAGGACACGCCUUUGUCCCCCAUGAAGACUACUACUGCGGUUGCAUCGUCUCCUAUGAAGAAAACGAUGGCGACAACAAUGACAACGACGGAAGAAGAGGAGGCUCCUGCAGUCAUCGCAAAGACGCCGUCGCCCGCCAAAAAGCUGGACGAGACGCCAUCUGCUGCUGCAUCUGCUUCUUUUGUUGCACCGGCUGACCCCGUGGUGGCACCCCCUGCGGAACCUGUGAAGCCCAAGACAUGGGCUGCACUGUUCUCGGUCUCGAAACCUGCUACGAUCGUUACACCCGACGCUGCUACUGCGUCUCCAGCUACGACCCCUAGCACUGCUGCCACUCUGGCUUCAAGUCCUGCCCCUGCUGUGAUUUCUCCUACGUCUGGUGCUCCGGCGCCGGAGAAGUCACCGAAGAACAACAAGUUGAGUAAUGGCAACGAGAAAGAGAAAGAGCAUAAGCGAUUUUAUAGUUUGUUUAUUCGCGACCUGCCGCCUCAGACUCGUGAGAACGACCUGCAUGAGCUAUUUAAGGGAUACGGCUCGAUCGCUAGUGUAAACCUGGUUCUUCAGCGUAACUUUGCUUUCGUGGACUACUAUGAGCAGGAGAGCAUGCGUGCUGCUCUUGCUGAGACGAAGGAAUUUAAGGUGUUGAACAAGGUGCUGCAAGUGACGGAGCGUGGCGACCGCAAGGAAGGGCAACGCAGUGGCUUCCGAAACAACGACCCGCGCGGUCGUGGUCGUGGUUACGGUCCCAAGAGUGGUCGCGGUGAUCGCGGUGAUCGCAAGGAGCGUAAUGGGAACGACGCUCCUCCGUCCAACAAGGGCGAAAGACGUGAUGGCUUUCGACGCGAGAAAACUAGCAACCGCCGUGGUGGAAAGGUGGACGGCACGUCGCGAGCGGAGUAA